Molecule: messenger RNA, 2634 nt
Organism: Hemibagrus wyckioides
Lineage: Eukaryota; Metazoa; Chordata; Actinopteri; Siluriformes; Bagridae
Gene: atf6
Product: activating transcription factor 6
Exons: 16
Coding region: 154-2136 (660 amino acids)
Biological process (GO): endoplasmic reticulum unfolded protein response; regulation of transcription by RNA polymerase II
Cellular component (GO): nucleus
Molecular function (GO): RNA polymerase II cis-regulatory region sequence-specific DNA binding; DNA-binding transcription factor activity, RNA polymerase II-specific
Source: RefSeq, a predicted model, not a curated record
CGUACUGUAAAGGCAGACGUGUAUAUAGUAGGGACUUUUCUCGUACCGGAAAUGUUUUGAAUCGCGCUGAGAGAUCAUUAGAUGGUCAGCGGUUUAAUCGGCUUUCAUUCUGAUUCUCUGAGUUCUACAUGUCACUAAUGUCUUCAAGGAACUAUGUCCAGAGAGUUGUUGUUGAACGUCGAAGCUCCUUCGAGCUUACAAACUCCUACAGCGAUGAGUGACAACACAGAGAACAUGUCCAUCGAUCAGGACGGAGAGUGGGAUAUCAGUCUGUUUGAUGAGUUAGAAGGCCUAGGAGAUGCGGACGAGUUGCUGCAGGCUCUCUCAAACGCUGGCUAUACGGCCAGUGCUGCUGAUCUCAACUUAGACAUGGAUCUUCCUGUCUGGAGCUCUGACAUGUGGACAGACAGCAGCAGCAUGUGUACAGAUGGAGACAUUUCUACAGACUCCCUCUCUCCAGCCCACACACUCAUAUCAGUUUCCUCACCCACAUCAACAGAGGCCCAUUCUCCCUGCUCUCUACUUCAGGAUGAAGCUCUGUCUCCUCUCUCCAUCCACUCUCAGCCCUCUCCACUCUCUGUCUGCUCCGACUCCAGUGGCUCUGUUGAACCACCUCCUGCAAAGAAGCCAGUCAAGAAGACCAAUCAGAUAAAAGCUAAACCUGUUAUGAGGCCCAUUCCUCUGAGCCCUAAAGUCUCCAUUCAGCCUAAACCACUCAUCACAGCACUGCCCAUCACUCAGACUGCAGCCCUGCCGACCAAAACCAUCAUUAUCCAGCCAGUGCAGGCUACCAUAGUGCCAGUGGUCAAACCUGCACCUGUCACCAUUCAGCCGGCUCCCCCUGCAGGUCAUCCCACCCUGCUCUCUCAGCCCACCUCACUUCUGCAGCUGCAGCCUCCGCAGGUUGUUCCCGCAGCUACCCGGGUGCUCACCCUGCCCAGCAUGGCACAGGACAGGGUCACAAACCCCGCCUCCCCUGCCAUCCCCUCACCUGUCAUAGGCAUCCCUCUUCGGAACCCACCAUCAGACGAGGAUUUCAGCGUAUCCCGACGGCAGCAGCGGAUGAUAAAGAACAGAGAGUCUGCAUCUUUAUCACGGAAGAAGAAGAAAGAGUACUUGCUGACCUUGGAGGCCCGUCUGAAGGUUGCUCUGUGUGAGAACGAGAAACUGAAAAAUGAAAAUGGGACAUUAAAAAGGCAACUGGAGGGUCUGAUGAGUGAAAACACCAUUCUGAAGGCAACUGCUCCAAAGAGACGGGCCGUGUGUCUCAUGGUGGUCCUGGUUUUCUUGGCAAUCAACAUUGUGCCAAUGAGUCUUUUCAAGAGAGAUGCAGAUUCCAGGUUUGCAGCCCAUAGUCCCAGUAGCAGACAUCUGUUGGGCUUCUCGUCAAAUAUCAACAACAACAUGGAGGCCAGUGUGCAGGAUUCUCUGUCUUCUAAUAAACUGGAUGACUUGGAAUCAAUGCCAGAGGAGAAGGCCCUCAUGGUGGUUAAAAGGGAUCCUCUCUUCUUCAGAGCUCCUCCUCCUCCACCCUGCCAGCCUCCUGUAAACAGGACCAAGUGCAUAAAGAUGGCCAGUGAACUGAGGGGAUGGGUCCACCGCCAUGAGACAGAGCGCACCAAGAGCCAGCGUAACAGCAGCACCCACUCCAGAGCCAGAACCAUCACGAAAAUGGGCAGUAAGAAGGCAGAAGUCCCACAGAUCGUGACUGUGCAGUAUCCUGACUCUAAUGAUAAGCAUUCAGGCAAUGAGCUGCAGGUCUACUAUGCCCCUCACCACACAUACGGCAAUUUUUUUGAUGAGCUGAACCGAAGAGGAGACACCUUCUAUGUGAUCUCUUUCCGCAGAGAUCACCUUCUUCUUCCUGCCACCAACCACAACAGAGGAAGCAGACCAAAGAUGUCAGUUGUGCUCCCAGCAAUGAAUAUCAAUGAAAGUGUGAUAAAGGACAAGGAGUUUGAGGUGAUGAUGCAGAUCGACUGUGAGGUCAUGGACACUCGCAUCCUUCACAUCAAGUCCUCCAGUAUCCCACCAAUCCUGCGAGUCAAUGAAAGUGAUGCUGAAUCCUUCUACCACUCUGCCCCAAGCAACAAUCCCGCUUCACCCACAGUUGGAGUCCUCGUGGGAUCUGCUUGACUUUUUUUGUCUGUAAGAAUUUUUGACAUUGGGUUAUCCAUUAUUACCCUUUUUUAUUGGACACAUUUUAUCUAUUUGUUCUGUGUCAGAAGUUGGAGUGUGAGUCUUUGGAAGAAUUAGAGAAAACCACUUUGAAAACAGCAUGGGCCCAGUACUGAACCCUGAGGAACACCAGCUCACAUAUUUCACUUGCACCAAAUUCUUAAGUUGUAACUGUUAAAGCUCUCAGGAAACUAUAUCUAGUUUGUGAUAAGUCUAGUCUGAUUUGAAUUCAUGUUUGUUUUGUAUUGUAUCUCUGUACGUUUUGGCUUAUACUGAUUUAAUUUUACCUUUGGCUUGAGAUAAUUUGAAUAUUUGUAGGAGUGUCCUAAUGAAGUUUAUUGCUAAGCUUCCAGCUUGGUAUAUAUACAGGCUCAUUUUCAUUUUAUGUUCUUUAAUUUUAUGACUAAAAAUAUAUAUUUAUAAAAAUUGUAGAUGUGUUUUUUUUUUAAAGAAAAA